AAUUAUUGCACUUCCAAUCCAAUCCAAUGUGGUAGUUGAUAUUAUCGCUUCUACUUCUGCUGAUUAAGCUUCAAUUCUUCACCCAAACAUUACACACUACAUACAUACAUACAUACAAAGUGAGAAUUGAAGAAUAUAUGGCUUGUGUUGCUGUAAAUUCUCUUGUGAGGACCAUUGAGCUUGAGUUCUUGCAACCUCUGCCUCGCCCUAUCAUACGACGAAACCAACUCAUCCCUGCCAAUGAAAACUUGAUCCAAAAUCUCCACCAGAAGCUUGGUGAUCUCAUAGAGAUGUUGGAUGAGAACAGGAUGGAUGGUAUCCAAGCUAUUAAACACUUGGAAACUAAGCUAAGAGAUGUGGCUUUCCGAGUGGAAGAUGAAAUUGAAUUCCUAAUCGUAGAUCUUUGUGAGAAAGAGGAAAAUGAAGAGUUACUUGCAGGAAUAGCAGGUCUUUGUGUGGAUGAGGAAGAGGAAGAGUUGUUAGCCGCAAAAGCAGGUCUUUUUGUGGAAAUACCAGAGAGUAGUAUUGAUGCAGUAGAAGAAGAAGAAGACUUGGGAAUAGCUGCAGAUCUUUUUGUGGAAAAACCACAAGUAGGAGAAAUUGAUGCCCAAAGAAGUAGGCAUUCUUUCAAACUUGGUUGUAUUUUGGAAGAAGCAAUAAGAGACAUUGAUGCCAUCCACAAAGAGUUGUCCAAAGUCAAGAUGGAGUAUGUCGCAGCUGCAGCUUCUACCACACGUUGUAGUGAUGUGAUGAUGAUGGCGGGGGCGGGGGAUUCCUCCCAUCACCAACACGCUUCACACUCCCAGCCACAGCAGGGCAGCAUAAUGGUGGGUAAAAACAAUGAGUUCCACAUUGUAAAGGCGAUGCUAAUUGAGCAUUCAUCAAGGCAACGAGAAAUUGUUUCCAUUAAAGGUAUGGGAGGCAUCGGCAAGACAACCUUAGCUAGAGGACUUUAUGAAGAUCCAUCAGUUGCCUCCCGCUUUGACGUCCGAGCUUGGGUUGUUGCCUCACAAUAUCAUAAUAAGUUACAAAUGCUCACAGAUCUUCUUAAAUCAAUGGGUUGUGUAGGUAGUGGCACUCAAGAGGAUCAGCUAACACAACAAUUGUACAAAAAACUGAUGCAUCAAAGAUACUUUGUUGUGAUUGAUGACAUUUGGAGCGUUGAUGCGUGGAAUUCUGUCAAAGCUUGUUUUCCGGAUAAUGCAAAUGGCAGUCGAGUAUUGUUGACUACUCGCUCUGCACAGGUGGCUGCUUUUAUAGGCUCUAACAGUGACUUUUCGCAUCAAAUGCAAUUUUUAGAAGAAGGUGAGAGUUGGAAUCUAUUUCAAGAAAAGACAAGCAAAUCUCUUGGUUCUGAAUUUGAUAUGAUUGAGAGACAGAUUGUUAAGAAAUGCAAAGGAUUGCCUCUAGCAAUUGUUGUGGCUGCAGGUUUAUUUUCCAAACUUCAUACGCUAGAUGAGUGGAAGAAUGUUGCAGAAGCUCUAAAUUCACCUGCAACAACAACAAUUGAUGAAGAAUGCUCAAAUAUACUUUCAUCCAGUUACAAUCACUUGCCUCACAGUUUGAAGGCUUGUUUUUUAUAUUUGAGCCUUUUUUCAGAAGAUGAAGUGAUCCAGGUUAAACAAAUUGUAAAGUUAUGGGUUGCCGAAGGACUUGUAAAGGCAUCUAAGGAUAUGAGCUUUGAUGCGGUGGCAAGAAAGCACGUUCAAGAACUCAAGGAUAGGAACCUAAUUCUUGUAAGUCAGCCAAGUAGUUGCGGGAAAAAAGCAAAGGCAUUUAGAAUGCAUGAUUUAGUGCAUUCUUUUUGUGUGAGGGAAGCUAAAAAGGAAAACCUUCUGCAUGUUGUCUGUGAGAAUGAGUCUAGUUUCUCUCCUAAAUAUUUCCGAUGGGUAAGCAUCCAAUUUGGAAGGUUUAACAGACAAACAUUAUAUUCUUCUUUAAAAAGCUGUCGAUCCAUCUUCCUUUUUGUCUCCCUUGUUGACAGACUAAAUCUAUUUUUAAAUUCAAAAUUUGGCCGCCUAAUAAGAGUAGUCUAUAACGGUAAAAUAGAUCUAAAGUAUCUUGUCCAUUUGAGAUGCCUAUUGGCACCGGCAGCACGACCGGCACUCCUAAAAGCUUUAGUCAUUUCAGAUCCAUUUUUUUGUUGGAAUCUUCAAACACUUUCAGCUAGUAGUAUUGAUAAAAUGAGCGUUUUAGAGUUCCCACAACUACAACAUUUGCGUAGUAACGGCCCUCUGAGUGAUUUUCCCAUAUGUUUUCAUCAAAACUUGAAGAGCAUUGGUUGGUUGAGAGUUGAUCACUGCACAAAAGAAUUUUUUACCAGUAUUCCAUACGUAGAGAAGGUAAUGAUUCGUUGUGAAUAUAUUUGGAAAGAUGGCAUUAAUAACAUUGCCUAUUUACAUCAACUCCACAGUCUCUCACUUUCUGGUUUUCUGUAUCCGCUGAUUCCAAAUAACAACUGCAUUGCUAGCUGUAAAAAUCUUAUGAAGUUGAACUUUAGGUGUGUAAGCUUUGAGGGAGAGACAUUUAAUAAUUUCAGCAAGUUGCCUAAACUUGAGGUGCUAGUGCUACAGAAGUGUAGGUGGGCCGGUGACGAGUGGAAAUUACUUGAACAUGAGAGUUUUGACCAGUUAAUUUAUUUGUCAAUUAGUACGAGUGAUCUUGAGUGUUGGGAAGCAAGUGCUUCUAAUUUUCCGAAUCUUGAGCAUCUAUUCCUUGAUUUCUGCGAAUAUUUGGAAAAGAUUCCAGCUGAGUUUGCAGAAAUUCCAAACUUGAAGUCAAUUGAAUUGUGGGAAUGCCUUCAGUCUGCAGUGGAUUCUGCCAAGGAAAUUCAAAGAGAGCAACAUGAGCAGGGAAAUGAUAAUAUGGUUGUCAUUGAGAAAUGGACAAUAAAAGAGUGACUCAUGACAGCCUCACUCCAGCUAGCUCUGAUGAUGAACUUGAGCCAUAAAGGAAUAAAAGCAAAAAAGGAUGCGGGCGUGUUCUCAAGAUCAGACGUCCAAAAUUGGUGUGUAUAACAUAUAUAUUUGAGCAUUUCAGAGUGGUGUGUGAUAUUUGGGCAUUUGAAUUCUUCCACUAAUCUGCUAUUUGUAUUCAGCAAAGUGUUGAGACUUCAAAUAUUAUUAUAUUGUUGUAUUCUAGUAGUUGGAACCUUUCUUCAAAAUCUGUUGUCUACUUAUCAGACAGUAACAUUUCUUUGUGAACUACUUUUUUCUUUAACUAAAUACCUUUCUUUCUCAUUCAUAUAGCAUAUUAUAUGGCA
Molecule: messenger RNA, 3262 nt
Organism: Ipomoea triloba (trilobed morning glory)
Lineage: Eukaryota; Viridiplantae; Streptophyta; Magnoliopsida; Solanales; Convolvulaceae
Product: disease resistance protein RPP13-like
Exons: 3
Coding region: 138-2900 (920 amino acids)
Biological process (GO): defense response to other organism
Molecular function (GO): ADP binding
Source: RefSeq, a predicted model, not a curated record